Messenger RNA from Trifolium pratense (red clover), 1915 nucleotides. Its product is annotated as ELMO domain-containing protein A. NCBI's taxonomy places the organism in Eukaryota, Viridiplantae, Streptophyta, Magnoliopsida, Fabales, Fabaceae. The record is from RefSeq and is a predicted model, not a curated record. Bases 641 to 1345 code for a protein of 234 amino acids. The transcript has 10 exons.
CUUAGGACCUUUAAUUAAACUAGAAGAAAUUAUGCUCAUUUGAUAUGAGCACUCUAGAGUCACCAUUGCAUUAACUUUACCUGUUUUCUAUCUCCACAUUUGAUUGGACAAAAGGAUAUCAUAUUUGUCUUGCAUGUAAAGUUGGUGGGCAAGAUAAAGCAAAAAACAAUGCUAAGCAGAGCAGGAACACCAACUCCACUUCUCACCCAACUUGUCAUUUCAUCUUUUGCAUCAUUAUAACUUUUUUACACCAUAAAGUUGCAAAAAAGAAAAGAAAAGAUGCCUUUGAUUGAUUAUUUGAUUAUUCUGUUAUAUAUUUGUCUUCUAUUUCAAGUUGCUAUUAUGUCUUAUAUUAUAUAUUAUAUAACAUUUCAGGUUAAUUUGGCCAUAAUUAUAUAUUGGCAGUACUUUGAUUCCUUUAUCUCUCUCUAGUAAUUUCUAUAGAGAAAAUCAGCUCAAAAACACAGUAGAAAUGAUGAAGUGGUUGAAUUUGUUGCAAGGAAUGAAUUGAGUGCAAUCAUUGCCAUAGGUUGAUGAGGAUGAGAUUUAUUGGAGACACAGAAAGGAAGAUGGAAAGUUGGAAUGGUCACACAAUUCCACUCACUUAAUAUCUCAGUUAACUCAAUGUUUUUCUACUGCUAUGGUUGGAUCACGAUCAUGGAUAGGAGGACUCUUUCACCGCGUAAAUAUUAGACAAAAUGAUAAGUUUGUUGACUAUCCUCUGACUCCUCUUGAGGAAGAAAGACUACAACGGCUUCAAGAAAGGCUGCAAGUUCCUUACGAUGAAACUAACCCCGAUCAUCAAGAAUCAUUGAAAGCUUUGUGGAAAUGUUCCUUUCCUAAUGUUUGUCUGAAAGGCUUGAUAUCUGACCAAUGGAAAGAGAUGGGAUGGCAAGGUGCUAAUCCGUCGACUGACUUUAGGGGAUGUGGCAUCAUUUCCCUUGAAAAUCUGCUGUUUUUCGCGAGGAAAUAUCCGGCAUCUUUUCACAAGCUGAUGUUGAAGAAAGACGGAGUGCGAGCUACAUGGGAAUAUCCAUUUGCUGUUGCUGGCAUUAAUAUAUCUUUUAUGUUGAUACAGAUGUUGGAUUUAUGCUCAGAAGGAAAGCCUCGAUGUCUUCCUGGCAUGAACUUUGUCAAGUUUUUAGGAGAAGAUGAAGAUGCAUUUGAUAUUUUAUUCUGUAUAGCUUUUGAGAUGAUGGAUGCACAAUGGCUGGCUAUGCAUGCUUCCUACAUGAAUUUUAACGAGGUGCUACAAACAACGCGGAUGCAAUUGGAAAGAGAGCUAUCGUUAGAAGACCUAAACAGAAUACAAGACUUGCCGGCUUACAAUCUGUUGUACAAAUAGCUUUAAUCUUUUGCGUCUGUCCAUACACAACAAAUUCCAAGUGGUACGAUCUUGUAAGCACUGCAGACAAUCCGGUUACAAUGUCUAUCCUCGUUGCACUAAGGGACUCGCUCUUCUUCUCAGCGGGUUUGUAUGAGUCACCUUUGAAGCUGCUUAUAGCUGACAUUUGGUAAAUGAGCUUCUGAAAUUGAAAGAGAAUUUUGAGAUACAAGCGCGUGUUGCAAUGGUAGUUUGACAAUUGACGUAUUUCUAAUCCUGGAGAACAAUUGAUGAUUUGAUGAAAAGUGAGAACCAUGUCUAAUCUGAGUUCAAAAGAAAAUUGUACAGUCUUGAAGAUAUAAUAUUGGUGAGAUUAGAAGGAGCAAAUGCAAUACAAAAGUUAAUUCACUUGUGUACACCUCGUUUGUUUCGCUAUGUCGUUUUGAGUUUAUGCUAACACAAACACUUAUAGCUGCAUAAUGUCACCGUUCUGCAUUUACUGUAAAAAAAUAAUACAAGACAUUAUUUGAGUUAGUUUUAUUAUAACAUGUAAUUAACAUGUUCUGGUAUGGAACACAUAGAUUAUUACUA